Messenger RNA from Coccinella septempunctata (seven-spotted ladybird), 775 nucleotides. RefSeq names its product zinc finger CCHC domain-containing protein 10. The record is from RefSeq and is a predicted model, not a curated record. The transcript has 2 exons. The coding region runs from base 161 to 517 and encodes 118 amino acids. Lineage: Eukaryota; Metazoa; Arthropoda; Insecta; Coleoptera; Coccinellidae. Gene Ontology annotation, molecular function: nucleic acid binding; zinc ion binding.
CCGGUGCCAUGGUUGAUUUCUUGCAACACAGCAUUGAUAAAAUUUGUUUUUAUGGGUCGAAUUUGCCGACGAUACAGGAUUCUAAAGAUAAAAUUUGACUAAACCGUUAAUAUUAUAUCAUAAACCAGUUAUUCUAACAUCCAUCAUAUCUUCCAACGAAAUGACUAUUGGAAAAGAAGUGAAGCCAUCCAAUGCGAAAAAUAAAAAUGGAUAUCCUCCUCAAGGAGUUCGUUGCCAGAAAUGUUUGGAGUAUGGACAUUGGACAUAUGAAUGUAAGGGAAAGAGAAAGUAUUUACACAGAGAAUCUCGUUCACAACAACUAAAGAAAAAAAUGAAAGUGUUGGAGAACAGUGAAAACGCAGGAGUAAACCAAACUGAACAUAGUAAUGAUUCAGACAGUGAAUCAGACUCUAUUAGUAGUUCUAGUGAGGAUUCUGAAAGUAGUGACGAUUCUGAUAGUUCAAGUAGUUCUUCUUCUGAAGAUGAUGAGGAUAGCUCCAGCUCGAAAAGUGAAUAAAGAGCACCAGUUUACACGAUAUUCUUCGAGGAUGUCAACAAACAAAUGUAUAGUUAAUCAACGAUGCAAUCUAUCAGUUAUUCUGAGAAUAAUGGUAUUUUUAUUGGACUAUCUGAUUGGAAUAUUUUUAUUCCCCCAAAAUUAAAUAUAUAAAUAAUAUUUAAAAUAGUUAUCUAUACUUUAAAAUACUGGCUAAUGAACCUAGGUUUAUUAACCUUUGUAUUUUUAAUAUACAAUUAAUUAAAAACUGUUUAAAGA